This is a messenger RNA of Thalassophryne amazonica, 1489 nucleotides long. RefSeq lists its product as uncharacterized. The transcript is spliced from 5 exons. The record is from RefSeq and is a predicted model, not a curated record. NCBI's taxonomy places the organism in Eukaryota, Metazoa, Chordata, Actinopteri, Batrachoidiformes, Batrachoididae. Bases 16 to 939 code for a protein of 307 amino acids. Gene Ontology annotation, biological process: response to bacterium.
UUUCUGAGAACGGCUAUGUAUGUAACUCUGUUUUCUGUUUCUUAUUCUUUGAAACGUGUUCGCUGUUUUAGACCUGGCUUCCGGUGUGAGUGUUGUUUUCGCGUUCCUUUGGUAUUCCGAGUAGUUCUCGAAUCACUUGAUAUGAAACCACCCACUGUCACAGAAGAAGUGACUGAGACCACUUUAAAACCGAUGAUGGCCAAACCGAAGUGGAUUCUCACAUUUCUUUGUGUCACCGUGCAGCAGCUGGUGAAGGCCUUACCUGCUCUACACUCUGCCCUUGAGGUCCAGGUGAGGCAGAACAUCUCAUUGGUCUGCAAUCUGUCGUCCAGCAGCACCGAGAUCACGUGGUACCGGCUGCAGUUGGACCAGCUGCUCCCCGUAGUGACGAAAACACGAGGUAAGAUGGGCGAUGUCACCACCAUCAACCACGGUGAGGAUGAAGGUCGCUUCAGUAUCAGCACCGACUCUGGAUUCGUGAGUCUGGAGAUCCUGCAGGUGCAGGAGGUCGAUGCCGGUCUGUACUUCUGCUCGGGUCCAUGUGAAGGCAUCACGUGCUUUAAAAGAGGAAUCCAUCUGACUGUCGGAGACGUGUGGGUGGAGCCUGACAAGAACCAGAGUAACCACACCUGUUUGACUUUGUGGAUCUGUGUUCUUGCAGUUGUGGUCCUGAUGGGGUUCCUCGGAUUCUUCCUCUGCUCAGGUAAACCGUUUGUCUGCUGCUACCGACCUGUGGGAGGUGACUCCUGGUCAAAGGUCACAGAGAACGCAGCUUUGCAGUAUUCCAGUGUGAAAUGCACAGAAAAGCCCCGCCCCUCUGUGCAGUGUGCUCCGAGAUUGGCUGAAGAUGUUCCAGAUCGGGUUAUAUAUUCAUCAGUGGCCAGUAACAGAAACCAAAUGGAUCACAUGUCCAAUACAGAGAAAAAAAUUAUAAAAUAAAACAGAUGAAUCAUUAAAUACAGACAUUGAAUGCUAAAAAAAAUUAGGGUUUUAUGUUGCAAAAUCACUAUUUUGUGACCGUGUAGCACCAGCUGGCAAAAACAUAUUGGCGGUGCUACAUAGCUAUUUUGGUUACGGUUCUCUGAUGAUAAGUUAACAUUACUUUCAGUAUUUUUAUUAAUCCAUGGUGCUUUAUAACUGACUGAACAGUGUAUUGAUGUGUUUCUGGAACAGUUUUCACGCUGACAGACCACAAUUACUUAAAAUCAAUAGCAACUUGCCUUGCUAGUUAGCAUUAAAGUGUCUUAAAAUCUGGUAUGUUUUGUCAGGCUUGUCAGGAUUACGCAACUAGGAUAUCUGAUGCUCGCUACCUUCAUUGUGGACACUGUUUAAAUUUUCCCCUUAAAGGUUAACUGUAGGAGUUUUUUGGUUAAAGUUAACCGAACACAAGCUAAUAAUUUGGCUCAUAAGCAAAUCCAAACAAAUCUGCUGGUAACUUUGAAGUUUAUUUCAAAAUACAUCCAUAAAAAAAAACCAAAAAAACAAAAAA